AUGACAACGCAUGUCAAGAAAAUAACGGAACGAGCGUCCGGCAUCGCGGGCUCCAUGUCACGUCUCAUGCCCAGGAUAGGCGGCCCGAGACAGAGCAGAAGAAGAUUGCUAGCCACCGUGGUGAGGUCGGUCGUCCUCUACGCGGCUCCUGCCUGGGAGGAUGCGCUGAAACAUAAGAAAUACGUCAACAUGCUACGAACAAUAGAGAGAAAGAUGUCUAUCAGCGUCACGUCGGCGUAUAGAACAACAGCUACCGACGCGGCAGGGGCCUUAGCGGGCUGCCCACCAUACGACCUUCUUGCCUGGGAACGGGCCGAGAACUGGCGAACCAAGGGCCUAUGCAAGGAACAGACACGAGCGAAGAUCCUAGACCGAUGGCAGGAUAGAUGGAUGGGGUAUGGCGGAUGGGCGCGCACUUUUAUAGCCGACGUGCGAGUCUGGCAGAAGGAAGGGCCAGAGACCGACUAUUACGCAACACAAGCGAUAGUAGGGCACGGCAGCUUUGGGACUUACCUGAAAGAGAUCAGGAGGAGGGAAAAUGACGAGUGUUGGUUCGGUUGCGAGGUUCCGGACACCCCGGCUCACACCAUUUUCGAGUGCCCGAAGUUUGACGAAGUUAGGCGACAGGCAAAGGAUAAGGUCGGUAAAGAGGUGACCGAGGGAAAUGUGGCGGAAAUGUUAGUGAGAAGUGAGGAUUCCGGACUUGCGGUGAUGGAAAUGCUGAGGGAAAUCAUGAAGAUCAAGGAGAGGGGUGAAUACAAAUGGGAGGCAACACGAGAGGGGGGACACAAUCCCCCCUCAUCCGGGUAG
Messenger RNA from Onthophagus taurus, 810 nucleotides. Lineage: Eukaryota; Metazoa; Arthropoda; Insecta; Coleoptera; Scarabaeidae. The record is from RefSeq and is a predicted model, not a curated record.